Messenger RNA from Larimichthys crocea (large yellow croaker), 882 nucleotides. RefSeq lists its product as uncharacterized. The record is from RefSeq and is a predicted model, not a curated record. NCBI's taxonomy places the organism in Eukaryota, Metazoa, Chordata, Actinopteri, Sciaenidae. Bases 179 to 700 code for a protein of 173 amino acids. The transcript is spliced from 7 exons.
GUGGGAAGAUUUGAGCCGACCGUAAAAACCUCCUGCUGACUACAAGAAAGUCACCCACCCAAAAUCAUCUAUACACGUGUGGGACAAUCACAAAGCUUACAAGUCUCACGAGUCUUCUCUCGUCAUAUCAACAAGCACAGACAAAUUUGUGAACAGAGUUUUUAUCUCAGCAGGAACAAUGGCACACAGAAUUGGUAACACCGAGAAGAUCAUUGUCGGGGACAACUCAGGGAAGAUUGGCGCAGAUAAUGCCAUCAGUAUUAGCGACAAGGCAGCUCUGGAUCCACUCCUUCAGGGAAUACCGACAAGAAAUGAAGUCAAUAUUGGUAACAUAACUAAUAUGGCCAUUGGAGAAAACAUAGGAGACAUCGGUGCAAAUAACAACUGCAAUGUCAGUGGCAGAAAAGGUGUCAAACUCAGUAUUGGUAACAUAUGCACCAUGAAUACUGGAUCCAACACAGGAGACAUUGGUGCAGGGAACAACUGCAAUAUAAUGGGAGGUGAGGGAGUCAAAAUAGCCAUUGGCAACAUAGGUAACAUGACAGCUGGAGACAAUGCAGGAGGCAUUGGUGUAGGAAACAACUGCAAUGUGAAUGGAGGAAAGGGAGUAGAAAUUAAUAUUGGCAAUGCAACAAACACAGUGCUCGGGUCCAAUGCUGGAGGGAUUGGUGCAGGGAACAAUAUUAACAUUAGUCAAUAAAUCGCAGAACAAAAGACCAUUGACCACAGCACAGUACGUCCUAACAUAAAGAAAUAAAUGCUAAUUCAUUCAAAUCUGUGGACAUGUUGAUUGAUCAGAUUAAUGUUCAAAAAAAGUUUUUUUAAAAGCACUUUUUCAAACUUGUCUGUCUGAUUGUCUCGAUUAAAGUUUUUUGGAGAUAA